Messenger RNA from Magallana angulata, 2278 nucleotides. RefSeq names its product brain tumor protein-like. The coding region runs from base 435 to 1241 and encodes 268 amino acids. Gene Ontology annotation, biological process: proteasome-mediated ubiquitin-dependent protein catabolic process; protein polyubiquitination. The record is from RefSeq and is a predicted model, not a curated record. Gene Ontology annotation, molecular function: ubiquitin protein ligase activity; protein binding. The transcript has 2 exons. Lineage: Eukaryota; Metazoa; Mollusca; Bivalvia; Ostreida; Ostreidae.
GUAGCAAUCAGAAAAAUAUUACCACGGUAUUUCACAAAUUUAAACAAAAACCAUUGCACAAGCAUUGUUUACAAAGCAAUGAAUGAUACAUGAAGUUUUCGUAUCUGUUUAAAACCUCGAAACUGGCAUUCACCUUUUUGUCUCUUAGUAUGUUUGUCAAAUGUAAACAUUUAUAUGCUUCGUUCUAGUUGACGUUUAAAGUUCUUUGGUACAUGGCAUUUAAAUCAAUCGCGCGACCUUAUAGUUACCAGAUAUAAUCAACACCUGGAACUAUGCACGUUUGUUUAUAAACAUCCAGAACCCGCCAUGUUGGAUUGUGAAGCCCAGUAGUUGAUCAGUGGAUCUGAAUUAGGCCUCAAGAAAUCCACAAAGAUCAGCCUGUUGAACAGUUUGGUUCUCUGUCAGCGGAGACCUCUCCCCUGGCCUGGUCACUGAUGGAUGUACCGCGGGUUAUCACAUCUAUAGACACAGGGUAUGAGUAUGGAGUAUAUGGUGUGACGUGUCUGGAUGAUACAAAAAUAUGGACCCAUAGUGGUGGUGACAACAUGAUGAACCUCUACAACCACCAGGGGAAACAAGUGGAGUCAAUCCAAACAAAGUCAGGGAACACUCCAACAGACAAAGCAGUGACAAGGAGUGGGGAUCUAGUUUAUACUGAUUACAAAGAUAGAACUGUGAACAAAGUGAAGAAUACACAGAUACAGACAGUGAUCAGACUACAGGGGUGGAAACCUCAUGGUGUCUGUAGUACCUCCUCUGGUGACAUCCUGGUUAUCAUGGACAAUGAUGAUGAUAAACAAACAAAAGUUGUGUGUUACUCUGGCUCCACAGAGAAGAAUAGUAUUCAGUACGAUGACAAAGGACAACCUCUCUAUUCCUCUGGCUACUAUAAAUACAUCAGUGAGAACAGGAACCUAGAUAUCUGUGUGUCAGACUACGACGCCCGUGCAGUAGUGGUGGUCAAUCAGGCCGGGAAACUCCGGUUUACCUACACUGGUCCUCCCCCUACCACCAAAGAAUCAUUUAAUCCACGCGGCAUCACAACAGACAGCCAGGGUCGGAUCCUGACAGCAGACUGUGACAACCAAAGUAUCCACAUCCUGGAUCAGGACGGACAGUUCCUCCGCUACAUUGACAACUGUCAUUUACAGCGUCCAUGUGGUUUAUGUGUGGACACCAGAGACAGUCUCUUUGUGGCUGAGUUAACAGGUAUAGUGAAGAAAAUUGAAUAUGACAUGUAAAUUAAAGGGAACUAGACACAUUUCAGGUCAAAAUCUUUAUUUUUUUUAUUUUUUAUGCAUAAAAUAGCUUACCUAUGUUAUUUGAGUGAUUCGCCAAAAUUUGACUGUUAGUAUUCAAGUUAUAAGAGAGAUACAGAUGUAAGAAUUCAUUGUUAUGUAAACAAAGCUCGAGUCUUAUACUUGUUUACAAAUAAUGUAAAGCAAGGAAUUACCAUUUCUUUGACAAACUGACUCGUGGCAAACAAAAUAAACUGAUUCAAUUUGUUUUUAAAUAAUAUUAUCAACAGAAAAAGCAACAUUUGAUUAAAACUUAUGUCAAUAAGACACACAUGUAAACAAUAACAAGACUCAAUAUUUGUUUACAAAACAAAGAAAAUCAAACUCAAUAUCUCACUUUUAACUCAAUAAUUUACUUUCAAAUUUUGACAAGGCAUUUAGAAUACCCAUAUUAACCAUUCUAAACAUUAAAAACAGAACAAUAAAAUUUAGAAUUUUGAGCUCAAAUUGUGUCCAAGUCCCUUUAAAUAGCUGCAUAAAUUAUAUGUAAACAAAUGAACCAAAUAUAUAUUUUAUUCUGUGUGUAGAUAUUACAUGUAAAGAAACUAUUUACAUUGCACCUGAAUAUAUUGUGUACAUAGAUGACAAUACUGGGUGUUUAUAUUGUAAAGAUAUUUAUCAUUACAGAUAAAAUAUAUAUAAUCAGUCUAAUCGGGUCAUGUAAACUUUUUUUAACAAUGAAGGCUGUGUUUAUAUUUCUUAUGAAACAUGUAUCACAUGUAAACAACCUGACCUAUCUAUUAGAUGUAAACAAAUUGUUCACUGUACUUAUAUAACGGGUAGGUUUCCAUGUAUUUAAUUAUAUUGCAUGAAAUCAAACUAUGUGCGUUUUAACACCAAUGAUUUUAUGCAAACAAUUUGGUUUUUUUUCAUAUUACAUGUAGACUGACUAUUCUUGUAUAUGUAAACAAAAUGACCGAGUUUAUGUAAUUCUUUCCAUGUAUAUUAAAUGACUCAAUAUUCAUUUUCAUAUGAACAAA